Molecule: messenger RNA, 454 nt
Organism: Vollenhovia emeryi
Lineage: Eukaryota; Metazoa; Arthropoda; Insecta; Hymenoptera; Formicidae
Product: beta-ureidopropionase-like
Exons: 3
Molecular function (GO): beta-ureidopropionase activity
Source: RefSeq, a predicted model, not a curated record
GCAUGCGUGUGCGUGUGAAUACGUAUGGUCAUUAAACAUAGACUGGGAAAAUGAACAUUUUGAAAUAAGAGGCUGGCAGAUGCAUAGUCAUGUGACCCGUGAACAGCUUCGUACCCCAAAUCUAGUUCGCGUUGGACUGAUACAACACAGCAUAGUGAUACCAACAUCGGAUCUUGUUUACGAUCAACGAAAUGCAAUACACAGCAAGAUUAAAUCAUAUAUUGUACAAGCAGCUCAAUAUAAAGUUAACAUUUUAUGUCUCCAAGAAGCAUGGACUAUGCCGUUCGCAUUUUGCACGAGGGAAAAGUAUCCGUGGGUCGAAUUUGCGGAGGACAUUGAGACUGGACACACGACCCAAUUUCUAUCUCUUCUCGCCAAGAAGUACAACAUGGUGAUAAUUUCGCCUAUUUUGGAGAGAGACUUUACUGACGGCGAGACCCUCUGGAAUACCUGG